Molecule: messenger RNA, 5241 nt
Organism: Trichobilharzia szidati
Lineage: Eukaryota; Metazoa; Platyhelminthes; Trematoda; Strigeidida; Schistosomatidae
Source: the annotation of a GenBank genome assembly
AUGAGCGAAGAACCGUACAAAUCUUAUUCUAUAUGUGAAUUGGCCUCUCUUUUUGCUGGUGGAGUUACGCCAAAUACAUCUAGGUGCAAUCGUGUGUUCUAUUUUUUCAAAAGAUCAUUGGUAAACAGUAAAGAGUCAUUGAAGCGACUGGAUGAACUGAAAACAUUACUUUCAAGUAAAGGAUUGAAUGUAUACGAAUAUGAAGAUUACAAAUCUAUUGGAUUUAUUAUGAUGAAUGAGAUAAUCAAGUUGAAACAGACUUUGACAUUAAAAUUGCCUAAUUCUGAUGAUAUAUUGAAUAAUGAACAAAACUCAGAAUAUAUUUCAUCAAGGCAGUUGAAUGAAUUAGAGGAUAUAUUAGACCAAUUCUGUUUAUCUGCUUUCACAGAUAAAAGUGACACAGAGAUUUCAAUGGAUUCUAUACUAGAUUUGUAUAAACUUGAAGAUUGGAGUUCUAAACUUAAAAGAAGUAAUCAAAGAUUUAGACAUAUUAAUGAACACACACAACGCAGUUUAUCAGAUAAUCGAAUUCUUUUAUUAACUGGUCAACCUGGUGUAGGAAAAACCCGGUUUUUAAUGAAUUGGUUAAAUAAACGAAAACUGAAUGGUUUUACCACAUUGAACUCUGGUGAUAAUAAAUUCACUACACAGAUAACUAUUAAAACUCCCAGAGAAAUUGAUCAUAGCUCAUAUAAAUUAAAAAAUGAAUCAAGUAUUAUUGUUAUUGAACAAUUUAUAGAAGCAGAUAAAUGUAAUUCAGAUAUAUGGCAAUUAUUAGAUGAUUUAAAUUCUAAGGCGAGAAAGGCAAGAUGUAAAGGUGAAGACUUUACUCCUAAUUUGGGAACUACACUGUCUGCGUUAACCAGUGAACAAGAAGAUUUUGAAAGAGCACGUCAACUUCGACAACUUGGUUCUCGUUUCUUUGCUUCAUUGAAUCCAAAUGCAUCAUAUCACAAAGGAUCACAUCCACCAGUAGUAGUUAUUAUAGAUGGUAUGGAGUGCCUUGAAGAUCCGUUAGCCAAAACACCUGAAGGAGUUAAAUGUGUUGACUGGUUAUUCAGUUGUCAUGAAAAGAAUGCAGAAAUUAAUCUAUCUGACUACGGAGUAAUAAAAGGCAGUGGACUGCCUAUUGUUCCCAGUCGAACUCGUUUCAUUCUUACCUGUUCUUCAUCACACUAUAUAAGUCAUCAGUUAACUAAAUGUCCACUUAUCACUACUAUAGAAUAUCCAGCGAAUUUAAAGCAUAAAGAAGCAUUAUUACAUGCUAAGCCAGAACCAACGCCAAUUGGAAGUCUUGAAGAGGCUUCAGAAACUUCGAAAGAAGAAACAGAAAAAGAAAACGCUUACCAGUCAACAAGCUUAAUUUCAUUAUUUCCUAAUCUAUUGAAUAAUAGUGUAUAUAAUAAUUAUGGAGAUGCAAUGAAAGUCAGGAAUCAAAAGAAAUCGAUCUCACCAAUUUCUAACAAUACAGAAAUGAUAAAAACACGUUUAAUGAAUCCUAUUCUUAUGAAAUUAUAUGAAAAUUGGUGUCUAAGACAUAAUGCUCUUGCACGGAAUUUAUUUAUUCAUGAACUACAAGCAAUUCUAUACGAUGCUAAUUCAUCGUCUAGUCCAAAGGAAAUGUCAAAUACUGACGAUUAUAUUGAACGUUUAUUAGCCACUCAAUCAGUUAGACAAUUAAUCUUAUGCCUAUUGCAUAGAUGGUCAAUUGAAUUUGAAUGUUAUAUAAUAAAUGUAGAAGAAGACAUGCAAUUGUCAUCCGCAUCUUCGCCAUCUUCAUCGUCGUUAUCAGUGACCGUAUUAGGCUCAAAUAUAAAAGGUGAUAUUUCUCAUAAUAGUAAUAAUAAUGAUGAACAGGAGGACAAGAAGUCGAGUGAAGCACAGAAUAUCGACUUUAAGUCUUUAACACGAAAAGCUAUAACACAACUAUCCAAAGAUUGGACUAUUGGUUGGGUUGGAAUUGUAUUCCAUACAAUAUUAGCUGCUUCUAAAUUUACCUGGUCUAAAGAAGAUAUGUAUUCCCAUGAAGAUGAAUCGUAUGGUUUCAAAUUUCAAGAUAUUUUAUAUAUUCUAAAUCAUAUCAAUUUAUCAGAGACAUGGGUCAAUCAGUGUCUCCUGCCAUCGACAGUAUUAGCUUUACAAUCACCUCUGCUAGGCUUUUAUUGUUUACGUCUUUUUCAUCGUGCUGGUGUAUUUUCAUCGAAAACAGGAGGUGCAAUCUUGCGUUCAACUAAUCUUCAUGGCUAUCUGAAAUUUAAUCAUGAUAUAAUACAAUCGGUGAUGCGACAAAUACUUGCACGUGAUAAUAGUGCUACCGGUGUUCAACUUCCACUGCCUACUACAGCAUAUAAAUGGUGUAAAGAUACUACUGAUACUACUGAUAAUACCUUAUCAAGUAUACUGAUGAAAAAUUAUCCAGAUAAAUCACUGCCUACAUCUAGUCAAUCUCUUGCAUCACAUUCACUCUCUCUUAUUGAAGAUAAUCUAUACAAAUCUAAGCCUAAGAUAACUUUUAAAAAAAUUGGACAUAAAAUUCAAGCUAUUCUUUCAUUAACAGAAUCUGGUAAUACUGGAUUAUAUCGGAGUGGCGAAAAGAAAUCUACCAGUCUAAGGAUUAAUAACAAUGACUAUAAUAAUGAUGACGAUGAUGCUGCUAAUGACGAUAAAGAUCCUCUGUUAGUGCCAGUUAUACGCGGACGUGUAGUUUCAACAUUUAAACCUACUUUACAGAUGAUACCUGAUAUCUUUCAAAUUCUACUCAAAUCUAAUGAGUUAUUGUCAAGUAUGAAUUCAACAAAUCAACCAAUAAGUGUUUAUCGUGCAUACACUCGUCAUUUGAUUUUAUCAGUUGAAGUAUUGAAUAAGCUUAUCAGGCAAUCGAAUCGUUGUUUAACGCAUAACUUUAUAUCACGAUUAAUAAGUACACAAAUUGAAAUGUUAUCUAAAGUGAAUCAUUUAAUUGCUGUUAAAAUAUUAUUAAAUAAUAUAGAAUAUAUUCUACUUCAUCCAUGGUUUCUUCUGUGUUAUGCUUUUCCAACAUAUGAAACUGAGAUAUUUACUGGUUCUAUUCUAAAUGCACACCUGUUAGUUAGAUUUUGGCAAUUUAUUCAACAAUCAUUACAGUUGAUUCAUAAAAAGUCGAAUGAAAAUACUGACUCUGUAUUAUUAUCACCAUCAUGUAAUGAUACUACUGAUAUUACUAAUUCAGUAACCACAACAGCAGCUACAAUUAAAUCGACUACAACAGGUAAUCCUAAUAGUAAUAACAGUAAUAUAAGUGAAAAUACAAGUAAAUUGAAUGGAUUAGCUCAAUCUGCUCUUUAUUAUUUGCAGCAUAAAGUUAACGCUAAAGAAAAUACCGAAUUCCUCAAUCUUCCAAGGAUGUCUUCAUUCGGUUAUCAUUUCAUUAUUUUCUAUUGGACGCAUAAAUGCGAUAUUAGGCAAAUGGAACUGGAUGUUGCACCAAAUAUGUACAGUAAUUUCGCUCAAUUUAAUGAAUUACCGGGUGAAAAUAAUCUAGAAUCAAUUAUAUGGAUUCUUGGUGAAUUAAUUUAUUUCAUGGGUAAUGAAAAUGAUUCAAUUAAGAUAUUAUCUCAACUAGCUGAACACUUUAUACAACAUGAAACUCUGAGUAAAGCUGAUGUAAUACAAUUAAGUUAUUUAGGAUUAAGCAUUGUAAAGAAGCUUCGUUAUCUAAGAUGUGAGGUGAAUGAUGAAUCUAUUGAUGAUAAAAUAAUGCUGUAUCAAUCACUUACGCAUGAAAUUGAAUCAAAAAUUAUGGAAUGGAAGAAAGAAUCAUCAACACUUUUUGAUACAGGAGAAUGCGCUGUCGUAGAACAGAGAAUUUCUACAGCUUUAGCCUACUUAAAAUUGUAUCAAUUGGAAUCGAUUAUUGGUGUUACAAAAAGCAGUAAUGAACAAUUGAAUUUAUUUGAAUAUCAAAUUAAUCAGUCAAUAGAAAGUGUAAAACAGUUCAGUGAUCAAUAUGUUGAUAAGCUGUUAUCAGCAAUGAGUAAAUAUCUUUUAGCUAAAUUAAGGCUUAUACAAAUGAAAAUGAAUGAAUACGAAUUUCUGCUGCAACAAGCUAUCAGCGAAUGUAUCUCCGAUCAGGGAGAAUAUCAUCCACAAUUGGCUGAAUGGUUAAUGAUCUUAGCACUGUCAUUACAGAAUUCAAUUGAUGACAGCGAAUCAAAAGAAGCAAAAAUUACAUUUGGAAGAAGACGAGCACAAGCAUGUCUUCGAUGGGCGCUUGACAUAAUGACUUACAAUCAAGAAAUUCGAAUACAACCAGCUAUUCAUCCACCAAUGUCAAUACUUUCAAAUCCUAAAAAAUCAAUUUAUCUACAAUUACACAGAAGUGUAUUAUUACGUCUGCCACGAUAUCUGAUUACACCACAGAUACAAUCGGCUUCAUCAGUAUCAAUAUCAGUACCAACGUCGAUAAAGUUAUCCUCAGUAUCAUUAAUAAGUAGUAUAUCGAAAACACUGAAAAGUAAUGACACAUUUAAACGAAAAUUAAAUCAAUCAAGUGAAUUUUUAAACAAUAGCUUGUCGAAUUACAACACUGCGCAUCAUAAUACCGAUAUAUAUCAAACACUUCCAGCAGAAAUAUGCUUACACUUAGCUGUGUGUUUGUUAAAUGAAAGACGUCAUAUUGGCCUACAAGAAGCGACUACACGUGCUGCGUAUGUUUUACAUGAAAGAAUAUUAUUUCUAGGCAUCGAACAUCCGGCAACUAUUCAGAUAUCUAGAAUAUUGGAUCAUAUAGAACAUUAUCUUACUAAAGGUCAAAUGAUUACAAAAAGCAUAGAUGAAAGUGAAUCAAGUUGGAUGGAAUCAUCUUCUGUAAGGCUGAAACUUUCUACUGGUCGUCUAGCACAAAAUACGCUUCCUUCAAAUCGAUCACCGACGACAUCAUACAGACAAAUUUCAUCUGCACAGAAAAUUUCAAAUAAAUUUGCUAAAUUCCCUUCAAGUACUUCUUUACUCAGUGAGAAAUCGUCAAGAUUACUUUCUUCACUGUCAGAUACAACCAGGACUAAUACACCGUCUAGCCGAUUAGAUUACCGACAAAGUAGAACAAAAGAUACACUGAAAUCAUCAAAAUAUGAAUUAUCGCUGAGACAUUUAGGUAAAAUACAUCGAAUUCUAUCGCGUAGAAUUAAUCGAACAAGUAAUAUGAAAAGCUAUACAGAAAACAGCAUUUAUCGUAGACAACCAGGACAUGUGUUUUCAGUUUAA